AUGUAUAUCAACACCAAGCAUUUGGGCAUUGCCCUCCUGGCUCCCAGUCUCGUUGCUGCCAAUUCGAUGAAGACACUCCUGUCCAAACGGGAUGCCACAACUUACGAGCAGAACGCCGUCUGCACUGCAGACCAACUUCUCCGCUCCUACGGAACAGUCAACACCGGCCUCUUCGGACAAGACCUCUGGUGGCAAUCCGGAAACUUCAUUUCUGCUCUGGCCACAUUUUUCCAACUUGACCCGAACUACGGCUCCAUUCACAACAACAUCUUCGCGACGACCCUCUCUGAAGCUCCCGGCUAUGGAAACUACGCCAACUUCCUCAACGGCUGGUAUGACGAUGAAGGUUGGUGGGGAAAUGCAUUCUUGGAUGUCUAUGACUACACAUCCGACUCUACCUACUUGAACCAGGCCAUCACUAUCUAUAACGAUAUUGUUGGAGGAUUGGGAACGCCAUGUGGUGGCAUUUGGUGGGACAAGGAUCACACCUACGUCGCUGCCAUCUCAAAUGGUCUAUACACUGAACUUGCUGCCGGUCUUGCUAACCGUGCAGGCGGCGGAAGUUAUCUCGCUAACGCCGAGGCAAAUUGGAACUGGUUCUUCAGCUCCGGCAUAGUCGGAUCCGACAAUAUCGUCAGAGACGGACUGAAUUCGGACGACAGCUGCUCGCUCAACGGCAAUGUCUUUACAUACAACCAAGGAGUUAUUCUCGGUGCCGCAGCAGAGCUCUACAAAGCUACCGGCAACCAGACCUACUUGGCCACCGCAGCAGCUCUUGCAGACGCCUCUACUGCUUCAGGAUCUGAUUUGACCAGCAGCAGCGGUAUCUUGACCGAAGGCUGUGACAAGAGCGCCAGCUGCGAUACCACCGCUGAAAUGUUCAAGGGCGCUUAUAUCCGCGGAUUGAGGAAAUUGCAGCUUGUCGACCCGGAAUCUAACUGGUUGAACUACAUCACUGCCAAUGCGCAGAGUUUGUGGAACAACGACCUCAGUGUUCAGAACGUCAAUGGCGAAUCGGAAUGUAUUGUUGGCUCUGCCUGGGCUGGUCCUUUCAACAGCAACCAGGCCAAUGCGGUCACUCAGGGAGCUGCUUUGGAUGCUCUUAACGCUGCUCUUGCAGCAACUCAGUAG
This is a messenger RNA of Talaromyces amestolkiae, 1131 nucleotides long. RefSeq lists its product as uncharacterized. The transcript is spliced from 3 exons. The coding region runs from base 1 to 1131 and encodes 376 amino acids. Gene Ontology annotation, biological process: carbohydrate metabolic process. NCBI's taxonomy places the organism in Eukaryota, Fungi, Ascomycota, Eurotiomycetes, Eurotiales, Trichocomaceae. The record is from RefSeq and is a predicted model, not a curated record.